This is a messenger RNA of Sclerotinia sclerotiorum 1980 UF-70, 1836 nucleotides long. RefSeq lists its product as hypothetical. Gene Ontology annotation, molecular function: tripeptidyl-peptidase activity; serine-type endopeptidase activity. Gene Ontology annotation, biological process: proteolysis. Lineage: Eukaryota; Fungi; Ascomycota; Leotiomycetes; Helotiales; Sclerotiniaceae. The record is from RefSeq and is a predicted model, not a curated record. The transcript is spliced from 3 exons. The coding region runs from base 1 to 1836 and encodes 611 amino acids.
AUGGUGACUUCAAUUGUUACUCUCACGGCUUUUUUGGCCGUUGGUUUGGUGACCGCCUCACCUAUCAAAGCUCGUACACCGUAUGCUGUGAAGGAAACUCACUAUCCUCCUUCUCAAUGGCAGAGAGUAGGACCUGCGACUAAAGGCCAAUUUAUUAAUCUUCAAAUUGGCUUGAGGCAAGGUCAAUUUGAUGAAUUGGAAAGGCAUCUUUAUGAAGUCUCCGAUCCUUCUCAUCAUCGUUACGGUCAACAUCUCAGUGCUGAUGAGGUGAACGAUCUCAUCAAGCCUACCGAUGAAACUUAUAAUCUCGUCCACGAAUGGCUUCAAGACAACAACAUCGAGGCGGGAUUCCUUGAAUACAGUCCUGCUAAAGACUGGAUCAAAAUCACCAUCCCAAUUGAGGACAUUGAAAGUCUUUUGGAUACCGAAUAUUCAACCUAUCAACACGAAGAUGGUGAAUACAUAGUUCGGACUCCAGAAUGGUCUUUACCUCUCCAUCUCCACGACCACAUCGAGACAAUUCAACCCACCAAUUCUUUCUUCAGACCACGCGCUGUAGCAAAGACAAUGAAGAAAGUCGGCGAAGCCACAGAAUACGAAGCUUUAACACCAUCAAACUACAAACCUCCUACCGUUGGACAAACUGCCGCAGAUGUUUGCAAUGUUUCAUCUGUAACUCCACUUUGUCUUCGAACUCUUUACGGUACCAUAAACUACACGGUCCAAGCUGCUCACAAGAACAAGAUGGCUCUUACAGAUUACCUCGGAGAAUCCAACAAUCGAUCUGAUACCAAACUUUUCCUUGAAAAAUAUAGACCUGAAGCAGCUUCAGCAGCAUACAGUUUUGAAGUACAAAUUAUCAACGGGGGUAAUGAUGAACAAGGACAAGAAAAUGCCACAGAACUCGCCGCUGGCAAAGAUCGCGAGGGAAAUCUGGAUUCGGAAACUAUGUUGGGAAUCGGUUACCCAACUCCAUUGAUCGCUUAUACGACCGGUGGUUCUCCUCCUUUUACUCCCGAUUCCCAAACUCCUACUGAUACUAAUGAACCAUAUCUCACAUGGUUACAAUACAUGCUCGAUCAAAAAGACAAAGAUCUUCCAGGAGUAGUAAGCAACUCAUAUCAAGACACCGAACAAACAGUCCCAUACUCGUAUGCCGUUUCCGUCUGUAAAGGAUUUGCCCAAUUAGGAGCAAGAGGUGUAUCCGUUCUUUUCGGAUCGGGUGAUAAUGGUGUCGGAUCAGACGGAACAUGUAUUUCGAAUGUCGACAACAGCACGACUUUCCUCGCCAUGUUCCCAUCUACAUGUCCCUACGUCACCUCAGUCGGAGGAACCAAAUUCAUCAACCCCGAAGUCGUCGCCUCAGACCCCAGAAACGGAUACGUAUCCGGCGGAGGAUUUUCGCGGUAUUUCCCCCGUCCCUCCUGGCAAGACGCAGCCGUAAAACCCUAUCUCUCCUCUCUCCCCAAGAACAUCACCAAAUACUUCAACGCAACCGGUCGUGCAUUCCCUGAUAUCGCGGCUCAAGGAUACGCGUACAUUACUGUUUGGAAUGGCACAUUGGUUCAUCUCGAUGGAACUUCUGCGGCUACUCCUACUGCUUCUGCUAUCCUUGCUCUCAUUAAUGAUGCCUUGAUCGCAGCAGGAAAACCAACUUUGGGUUGGUUGAAUCCUUGGUUGUAUAAGAAGGGUUAUAAGGCUUUUACUGAUGUUACGAGUGGAAGUUCGAGUGGGUGUGGUACGGAUGGGUUUCCUGCGACGAAAGGUUGGGAUGCUGCCUCGGGUUUUGGUACUCCAAUUUUCCCAAAACUUAAAGAUUUGGUCCUUUCCAAGUAG